Messenger RNA from Aspergillus ruber CBS 135680, 2478 nucleotides. RefSeq lists its product as uncharacterized. The transcript has a single exon. The record is from RefSeq and is a predicted model, not a curated record. Lineage: Eukaryota; Fungi; Ascomycota; Eurotiomycetes; Eurotiales; Aspergillaceae. The annotation marks the transcript as partial.
UCUCUCAGCGCCAGAGACCGAUUGAGGAGAACAAAAUCCACCCGUUCCAUCCGCAGAAUCCACCAACCUUCUUUCACCUCAGAGCCCUUCGAUCCCAGCCUCGCCAGAUCCCAGGCCAUGGCAGCCGCUACUCAAGCCAUGCGCCGCUCCCAUGAUCGGUCGUCGAUGGACCACAGACGCUCUUACGAUAAAUUGGGUGGUCCUGAGAACGUGGCUGUUCCUUCACGACGUCGACCAACGGAGACUGCACCUUCGAUGGACGAGUCCUCGCUGCAACUAUCGAUGGGAUGCUAUAUGGAGAACCAGGAUACCUACCCCGCCGCUCUGCCGCCAAUCAAUGAAUUUGGGGGACUUGAUGGACGCAUGGCAAGUCAGCCGUCAUCGUAUCGGAAGCUGAGGAAGGCCAAAUCAAUGUUCUCUACAAGGCAGCGAGCGUCUCAGUUGCCUUAUGGUGGGAUUUCUUCGGAGCGAUACAGCAGUCCGGUUGCUAGUCAGGAAGGUUCGACGGACACUGCUCGUCCUUACGGUACGCUGCGACGCUCGAUGUCAUUUCUGAAGGGCGGGAGCCAGCGGACUCGAUCAAUUCGACAUGCGAAGAGUCAAGAUGUUGCGAUUCAAUUGGCCCGAACGCAGUUCGCUCAGGACCGCAAGCCGUCUUUGACCACGCUGAGGCCUAGGAAAGAGCAGAAGCCAUUUAGAAAGAGUUUCCGUGCCCCUAGUGAGCCUUUCACCGAAACCAACGGUACGCCAGUGAGCGAACUGUCUAAGAACGACGGCGCUGUCCACGGCAAGGCACGGUCCCUUUCUUCGUCCAUCAAAAAAGGAUUGAAGCGUGUUUUAGGACUGUCGAAGCCUGCUGAGGAGCCAAGUCCGGCACCAGAAUCACCUGUUGUUCAAAAUCAAUGGGGCUAUCCGCCUUCUUCGACUCCGUCAAGCGCCAACCAAGAAUACGUACGUGACAGCGACUUUUCUUACUUUGACAGUCCCGAGGAAAGAUUUGUCAGUCCUGCCCGGCCACCUACUCUGCGUAGUAGCCACAGCUCUGAAAGUCUUGCCACGUCUCGAUCGCGUGUUACCAGCUGGGCUGACUCGACCGUUCCGAACACUGUCACGACUAAGAGGGCUGGCGACAUGCAUCCAUUGUCGAUCAUUGACGAGAACGGGACUCCGACCCCCGGUGGCACGUCUCGAGCGGGUUCUCCCAGACCCAACACAUCUGUCGAAGGUCAGCGAUUGUACUCUGCAUUAAUGAAACACAUUGGCAGAACCCAGGCGGAAGACCCUGACGAACAGAUCGUGCUUGGCCGUGUGAAGGAACAUCGUCCAGUUCCAGAGCGCACUUCGUCCCUCCGCAAAUGCCAUAGCAAGCAGACCAUUCGCCAGAUUCCUAGCGACGAAUCAAUGCAUUCUCCGUUGUCAUUUGCCACGGCCAAUGGUGGUGCAAUCACUCCUCAGCGACAGAGGCCACGCCAACCCAAGCGUCAUGUCCAAUAUGGAUCGAGAUACUCUCACAGCAAGGAAUAUGAUCGACCUGAAGACACUUCGAGCGUGCACAGGCAGCCUCUGGGCUCUCUCUAUGAGGCUGGAGAAGAUUCCGACGGCUCUGGAAGCGUUAUUGUCGAUCGGUCAAAGAACGUCGGUGCAGACUCUCCUAGUAUAUAUUCCCGCACGACGAGUGGAGACUCACCUACAAGGAACGACCAGGCCGCUGGCCGUGUUGUCGAAGCAAAAGAGGAACCAGGAAUGGCGAUGGUAUACGAGAGUCAAAGAACCGUGUACAGAUCUCCAAAACGCGCAUCUCGUUCUGGAUCUACUGCAACCGUGCAGCCGAGUGCUGACUGGCAGACGUGGAUGAACUCGCAGAUUGCGAGGAUCGAACAUACCCCAACGCGAGAACACUACCGGGAGGACGCACAGAUUCACGACGAUGGUGAAACCGAUGAAAUCAAUACUCUCACAUCGGGUAUGGGUAGCGGCAGCGACACGGUGAAACGAUUCAAUCCUACCAUUAACCUUAGCGACACUGGCGAGUUCUCGAUCAACAUGAACGCUCCUGCAACAAACAAUUUCUCUCGGCCGUUUAGUCGAUCUUCAAGUGUCCGCAGUGUAACAAAACCCCAGAAUCACUAUGCUGCGGACCACAGAGAUCUGGAACGUGGAUCCUCGCUGUCGUUAAGGGCCAGUAGCCGACACCAGACCCCCGAGUCUCCCACUCCGAAAAGAAACACGACAGAAUCACCGCAGAAAAUGGCCACAAGGCAGUAUCGUCGUUACCAGACUUCCCGGGUACCGAUGGGUCGCGAUGCCAAAUCAGUACCCUUCCGAUCCAUUCGUGACCAACGAGGUUACGGACCGGUGACAGACGAAAAUCAUUCCCCUAUCUCCUCCAAGAAAAUGGUCGAUAGCUUUUUGGACAGUCGCCGGCGACCGAUUGAAAUAGAGAUGCCGGGCGAUGAUAGUACGGGGGCGUUUAUUUGA